UAUUGUAGAUCUUUCGCGAUACCAUGUUAUAUUAUAAAUAUUUCAAGUUAGCGUAAAACAGACGAACUUGUGCUUAUAAUAAAGAAUCAAAUAAUACGUAGAGUGAAAAGCAAACGUGUAUGUGUUUGAGGCGAUUGAGUCUUCAGGUUUCCCAAAAUGUUUGAUAACAUCAACAAUAUAUUAGGGUCAAUUAACUCAGACGAAGAAGGAGGGAUUAAGGAGCAAGAUAGGUUAUUGCCAAUAGCAAAUGUGGGGAGACUUAUGAAGCAAAUUCUUCCUCAAAAUGCCAAGAUUUCGAAAGAGGGCAAAGAAACAAUGCAAGAAUGUGUAUCUGAAUUCAUUAGCUUUGUUACUGGAGAAGCUUCGGAUAAAUGUCACAAGGAGAAGCGCAAGACAUUGAAUGGAGAUGACAUUUGUUGGGCUAUGGGAAGUUUAGGAUUUGAUGAUUAUGUUGUGCCUUUGAAAAGGUAUUUGCAUAGGUAUAGAGAAUUAGAAGGAGAAAAAGCUAACCAAAAUAAGGUUGCUGCUGGCAACAACAUUGAAGAAAGGCAGAAUAAUGAACAUUGUAAUCUCCAGGGAAGUUUUUAUGGUCCUUAAGAUUUGUCAAAUGACAAUAACUUUCUAGCUUGGUGCUUGAUUAAGCUUAGAUUUUCUCCACUCUUUAUUUUUAUUCUUAGAGAAAGUUUUUACUCUAGCAUGUGAAAUAUUCUCUGUUAGUGAUUAUGGCAUCAUCUAAUUUUUAUGGUUGUGGAAUAUUAUUUUGAACAAGUAAUAACCUUCUGUCUGAUUCAUGUACGUUGGUUUCACACUUGGCUAGUUGGUCAUGGUUCUUGAUUGAGCUAGAAUACACUUUUUUAAUUUUAAUUUUUUUAACAUACAGCCCCCCAUUUGGUACUUGCAUUGAUUACCAAAAUUUUACAAAAGGAGGAUAUGACCAUGUCUCCAAAUACAAGUACCGCCUUAACUUUCGUUUUUAGACCAUUGUAUGAAGUAAUUACUUCAAGCUCAGUCCAAGACUCAUGGAGGUAAGCACAAAUUCCUUCACUUGCCAUGUCAUCUUCAUUUGGUACAGCUAUCUAUCUAUUGAGACUUGUUUAAUUACAUUCAACUUGAACAGACGCUACAUGAUUUAAGUAGGAUAUUUUAAUUUUUUGUAUUGGCUUUUGCUUUAUGUUUUAUUGGCGACUAACAAUAUUA
Messenger RNA from Lycium ferocissimum, 1197 nucleotides. RefSeq names its product nuclear transcription factor Y subunit B-5-like. Gene Ontology annotation, cellular component: nucleus; CCAAT-binding factor complex. Gene Ontology annotation, biological process: regulation of transcription by RNA polymerase II. The coding region runs from base 157 to 597 and encodes 146 amino acids. Gene Ontology annotation, molecular function: protein heterodimerization activity; RNA polymerase II cis-regulatory region sequence-specific DNA binding; DNA-binding transcription activator activity, RNA polymerase II-specific. The transcript has a single exon. The record is from RefSeq and is a predicted model, not a curated record. Lineage: Eukaryota; Viridiplantae; Streptophyta; Magnoliopsida; Solanales; Solanaceae.